This is a messenger RNA of Boeremia exigua, 1396 nucleotides long. RefSeq lists its product as uncharacterized. Bases 355 to 1194 code for a protein of 279 amino acids. The record is from RefSeq and is a predicted model, not a curated record. The transcript has a single exon. NCBI's taxonomy places the organism in Eukaryota, Fungi, Ascomycota, Dothideomycetes, Pleosporales, Didymellaceae.
ACAAUAUAAGAUGCUUGAGGCUGACGACGGAACAGGCCUAACAAGAUUCGCACAAGCCUUUCACGAUCCUUCCUGCGGAUCUGGUGCGCUCGUAAUUUCGAAGUCAGCUUACAGGUGGCCUUGCUGCAACCGUCCACAACAAAGCGAAUGACCACUACGUCCAGGUGACACAACCUAAACUAAACGACCAUUCCUGAUCUACGCGAUCCGUGUGCGGAGACACAGAACCAAACUUUUCGGACGUUACUCGCAUCUUCGUUGCAAAUUGUGUUGCAGGUCAGGUCCUGGGAAGGAGUAGACAUCUGCCCCCUUGAACCAGCACAUCGAGUGAUCUGGUUUCAUCACAAUCUUGAGAUGCCACCAACCAGCUCGUCCUUCACAACCCUUAAUGUUCCAAGCGAUGUCGUACCAGAAUAUAUGGGGUCGUUCAUGCUUGCCGCGCCUCCAAAUACAGAUCUGUGGAGAAAACCGCCUUCCCGAGACACGUCCACAGCACCCGUGCUCUACACAUCCCUGCGCAACCCAUUCAUAGCAGCCGAAGUUACCGUCUCUGCCGACUGGGAACUGGAGUGGGAUCAAGGCGGGCUCGUCAUCUUUGCAGGCACACCGCCAGGUCAGAUAGCCCCUGCAGCAACCCCAGACGCCCCAAGCGUGGUCCCCAUUCUGCUCGACAACUGCACAACACCGUCAGCACCAGCCCCAAGCACACACCACAGGAGAAGAACCUCGAACUCCCGAAUUCCGGUUCCAGAAGCAGGCCCUUCCCCUGCCCGCUCCAGCAGCCCACCGCCGGCGUACGCCACGCCCGCUCCAGCAUCGAAGUGGGUCAAAGUCGGUCUCGAAUUCUGCAAUAACGCAUGCCACGCCACAUCCGUAGUCGCCAAUUCAGAGGGUGCCGACUGGUCGCUGACUGCGCUGCCCGCGUACCACGCCCGCCGCCUAGAUCUGCGCGUCAAGAUCGAGCGUAUUGGGUAUGCGCUCUGGCUCUGGUACGAGGACGAGAUGCUGGGGUGGAAGAAGUUGCGUGAAGUGACGUGGUUUUUCUGGGGCGUCGAGGACAAGGCUGUCCGCGUGGGCGUGUAUGCGAGUCGGCCGGCGAAUUUCGGGGUUAGUUUGUUUGAAGGGCGGAAUGGGUGGGUGAAUUCUGGGACGAGGAACUUGUGUGUGGAUUUUGAGGGGUUGGAGAUUUUUUGAGGGGGAAGCGAGGAUUUGGGCUUCGGGAAGGGCAUGGUGUUGCUGUCGAGCCAGAGGACAUUGUGCGCGCCACAUCAAUGGUGUUAAUGCCAGGUUUUUCACAAACGCCGCCUCUACAAAUCUUAACUGCAGCUCUACGAACAACCACUACGGCUCGACAUAGGGUCACGGAGAGCUGCAGUAGGUGUCCGUGGACAAGCGU